UAGCCAAUAGUAUGAGUUCUUUUCUGUUUUUCCUACGGGAGUUAUCAAGUAGGCGUAGCCAUUUUUUUAACACGAAUAAUGUUAAAAACUUCUCAAAACAAAAAAGUUUUAACGAAUAAAUCAAUCAAAGUAGGUACACAUGACGAUUUAUUUGUGCAAUUUUAUUCAUUCAAGCGUAAAGUGAGUGAUAAAUAAUUAAAAAGCAAGUGUGUGAAUAAUUAAAAGAUGCUAUUUAGUGAUUAGCGGCUAGGUGGUACAUUCGGAAUCGGCGCCUUACACGGAAGUACCAGGUAUUAAAUCCCAAUCGUCAAGGAAAGCCAGAAAUUUCUCCUGAAGUAGCAGAAAAGAAGAAGAAGAGCCACCAAAUAAAGAAGAAAAAUUGCUUUGAUUGGGAAUAUGAUUUGGAUUAAGAAUGGCAAUAAUUUAAGAAUUUUCAAAUAAUCAACGAUAUUCUCUAAUCGCCACUCUAAUACUACCACACGAAUCAAGAUUGAACACUCAAAAUGUUUGCUUUAAUUACAAAAGGCAUGUUUAAGGGCAAAGCUGGGUUUGACGGGUAACCUAGUUAUAAAUAUCAUCGUUCUAAGAUACGUUUACGGGGACUUUUGUCCGACAUUGAAAAACUAGCGUUUGUGGUCUUUGCCCGGAGUUCGAUGAGGUAGUUAGACUAGGUAGUCCGACAGAUGGAACAUUCACGACAGUUAUACAUAUGCUACAUUAUAAAUCUUCAUGAAAACACCAAGUCUUUCUGGGUGCAUAAUGUUCGAAUACUUCCAAACAAACUCAGGUACGAUCAGCAGUAAUAUUUAUCCCGAGGGUCAUGUUUUCGUCUAAGGUAAACAAUCCUUCUACGGCAACUGUAGGGUAGUUAAGCACAUUUUGCGCAGAGGUAAAUUUGUCAACCUUCUUCAACAUAUAAAAAGGGGACACAGUUGGAUGGAACGACAUCAGUCGCUAAAAGAUAUUCGUCACGGUAACGUGUGUGCAUAAAACUAGCUUCUAUUCAUCAGUUACUGGAUCCUGUUCAAAACAUCGAGACUCAAGUCAACAUGGCUUCUCAUAACGACGGUACAUCAAGAAAGACAGCGAAGCUCCAUGAAACAGAGGAUACAACUCCGAGUUUCAGCAUCGAAAACCUUUUACAACUGAAGCAGUCCAAACCCAGCCAGAAUAGAGACAUCGAUGUGAUAAGCAGUAUGACAACAAACCGGAAGACUUCUACGUUGUCGGACAACUCGAGCUAUUUAGAAAGUGACGACAGUUGCGACAGCGGACGCCUGCAGAUCGCUUGGAGCGGCACCAACUCAACGAGCAACGACGCCCAAUCAAUGAUGUUCUACAGCAAUUCACUUCGAUCUCAUCCGCUCAAACGAUACAACGCACUAAUAUCGAUGACAGAUGCGAAAAUUCCGAUUGUUUAUCACAAGAGCAUGGCACGACAAUUCCCAACCAUAGAACGCACCCCGGAACAAAUGGAAAUGCGUCGACGGAAUACGGAAGCAGCACGAGUCAGCAGAUCGAAGAUGAAGAUGGCGGAGCUUUUGAUGCAGCAGGAAGCGAAUGAGCUGAGCACAGCGAAUACAACCCACAAACAAAUGAUCGCAUCACAGUUGGUGUAUGCGAAUACACUUUCCAAGCUGUUGGACAUGCAACCGGUAGAGUUGAAAUUUGUCGAACGAGUCGGCCGAAGGAAUAGUAUUAAUGUUUAAAAUAAAGCUUAGCUUGUAUGUUCUGUUUCGAAAAUAAUAAUUUAAAUAAAAUAGAAAAGCUCUUAGUACAUUAUCUUUGUGUCAUAACCGUUUUUUCUUGUUUGAAAUAAAAUGAUAAUUUCAAAUGAAAUACACAAACUAUUCUGAACUGUUAGAUGCCGAAAAAGGUUAUAUUCAAUUCAACAACAUAUGCCCUAAAGCAGAUGUGUCAAACUCAUUUCAGUCGCCGACCGCAUUUACACAUUUUCGAUAAUUUGCGGGCCGCAUAGUUCAACUUGAAAAGAUAAUCAGUUUGGUCGUGUUUCAAGUAAGUAUUAUUUGCUUAAUCAAUUUCUUUACUAGAUUUCUCGAUUGAAAUCUGGCAACGUUUGUUUUCCACAAUUUGGUCGAUAUGCU
Molecule: messenger RNA, 2105 nt
Organism: Anopheles funestus (African malaria mosquito)
Lineage: Eukaryota; Metazoa; Arthropoda; Insecta; Diptera; Culicidae
Exons: 2
Coding region: 1050-1709 (219 amino acids)
Biological process (GO): regulation of DNA-templated transcription
Molecular function (GO): DNA-binding transcription factor activity
Source: RefSeq, a predicted model, not a curated record